CAUUUUCCCCCAAAUCGGUGCUUAUGCUCUCCUGCACCAAGCUUCUGCGACGCUGCCUCUCCUCCACCGCCUCAUCUUCCCCUCAGCCAUGGCUCUUUGUUGGUCUUGGCAAUCCUGGUGAGAAGUACCAGCACACCAGGCACAAUGUUGGUUUUGAUAUGAUCGACGCUUUUGCGCAGUCACAAGGCAUCCCGAUGACCUCCGUCCACUGCAAAGCUUUUUUUGGUGAAGGGUUUGUUGGUGGCACCCCGGUUCUUCUCGCGAAGCCACAGACUUAUAUGAAUCUUAGCGGCGAGUCUGCUGGACCACUUGCAGCCUACUAUAAAUUACCCUUAAAUCGGGUCCUUUUGAUUUUUGAUGAUAUGGACUUGCCUUGUGGAGUGCUUCGAAUACAACCAAAAGGAGGACAUGGCCAUCAUAAAGGGCUCAAGAGUGUCAUAUAUCAUUUUCGGGGAAACAGAGAUUUUGGUCGUUUGAGAAUUGGCAUAGGAAGACCUCCUGGGCAAAUGGAUCCAAAGGCUUUUCUACUUCAGAAAUUCAAUAAACUAGCUCGUGAGAGAUAAAUCCAGUUUCAAUACAAAGGGAAGGUGAAAUAUGAAUGCAGUUGGCAUCAUUAAUUCACUAAAAAAGAAGUACUCAAUGAUUGUGGACACAGAGAACUGCAAGAGAUAUUGAACAUUCAUGGUUGAGAAUAUUCCAUAUCAUUUACAAAGUUGUCGAGUAGAAGAAGCAUAAAAUUAGAAUUACAUGAUAGAGAAAAGGAUUGAUUACAAUGAGUAUGUCAAGUGUGGGAUUUUAAUAAAAGAAAAAAAUUAUGAGACAUCACUGUCUGAAAGUUCUAAUAAAGUCUACCACUUUAUUCGGAAAAGUCCAUUUGCUAUAGCCAUUUACAAAUCAUUAGAACCAUUAUGAGAUAUCACUGUCUGAAAAUUCUAUUAAAGUCCACCACUUCAUUCAGAAAAGUCCAUUUUCUAUAGCCAUUUACAAAUCAUUAAACCAUUAAGCAAAAUCAUUGAAAUAGUGGUGGAGCUUCAAUCUUAAAGCAUGAUAAGAGAAUUUUAUGUUGUGUAUAAGUUGGUGCUAGGACUAUCAUGCUAGAUUAUUAUAUAACUUUUUCUUUAUAAUGAACAUUGGUCAUUUUAUGAUAGCAUAAUUACUUAUAGUGCACACAUUCUUAUGGUGUUGAACUUAUAUGUUAGUAAUUAGCUAGACACUCAUUCGAUUUCCUGAUGCUUAUUUUACUUGUUGAAGUCCAUCAUCAGCGGAUGGUGAAAUGUCCACAAAUUCUGUAAUGGCCUUAUUUCUCUAUUGAAUCUUCUUAAGCAAUUUGUGAAUAAAAUAGUCUGAUUGUUUUUUUUUUAUUCUGGAUGGUGGGAAUAACUCCAGAAGUUUUGGUGAUCGGUAAGAAGUUUUAUCAAACUUAACUAUGUCACUGUUGAAAAUUCCAACCUUG
Dioscorea cayenensis subsp. rotundata (Guinea yam) is the source of this 1453-nucleotide messenger RNA. Its product is annotated as peptidyl-tRNA hydrolase, mitochondrial-like. The record is from RefSeq and is a predicted model, not a curated record. NCBI's taxonomy places the organism in Eukaryota, Viridiplantae, Streptophyta, Magnoliopsida, Dioscoreales, Dioscoreaceae. Gene Ontology annotation, molecular function: peptidyl-tRNA hydrolase activity. The transcript has 8 exons. Bases 24 to 563 code for a protein of 179 amino acids.